This is a messenger RNA of Triplophysa dalaica, 2050 nucleotides long. RefSeq names its product tripartite motif containing 35-27 (gene trim35-27). The transcript has 6 exons. The coding region runs from base 237 to 1622 and encodes 461 amino acids. Gene Ontology annotation, molecular function: zinc ion binding; protein binding. The record is from RefSeq and is a predicted model, not a curated record. NCBI's taxonomy places the organism in Eukaryota, Metazoa, Chordata, Actinopteri, Cypriniformes, Nemacheilidae.
UGCAUACUCUGACCAUUCAAAGGAAACGUCCAAAAACCCAAACACCAUCGUAGAUAAAUAUGACACACGAGAUACACAAACAGGCAUGUGCUUCUCCAGAAGCCCUCUGCACUGGCAGAACUUGUUUUGAGGCGAGUGACAUCACCACCUAACUGUAUUUGAAUCUCUCCGUCAGAAAGCAGAGAAGCCACUUCUCUCCAACUCUUGAGCAGAAAGAACAUAUUCCUGUCGAACACAUGGAGACUCGAGCGUUUGAAGAGAACCUGCUGUGUCCCGUCUGCCGUGACAUCUUCAGAGAUCCUGUUCUUCUUCUGUGUUCUCACAGCUUUUGUUUGGCCUGUCUGGAGCAGUACUGGGUUCACAGCAGCUCACAGAUGUGUCCCGUGUGCUGGACGGACUUCUGUAUGGAUCAUCCUCCCUGCAAUCGAGCUCUGAAGAACCUGUGCGAGGUGGUCUUACUGGAGAAAGAGAAGCAGGUGUCAGAAGAUGCUCAGGAGUUAUUCUGCAGUCUUCACGGAGAGAAACUGGAGCUCUUCUGUCUGGAGGACCGGCGUCUCGUGUGCGAGGUGUGUUUGAUGGAUGAUCUGUACAUCAGACACACGUGCAGACCUGUGGAGGAGACGGCAGAGACUCUCAAGGAGGAUCUCAGAGCAGACCUGAAGUCUCUGCAAGAGAAGUUCAAACUCUUUAAGUCACGGAAAUCCAUCUGCUAUCAAAAAGCAAAACACAUAAAGAGUCAAGCUGAGAAAACAGAAGCACAUAUCAAGGAUGAAUUCGAGCAACUGCGCCUGUUUUUAAGAGAUGAAGAGGCGAUGAGGAUAGGAGCUCUAAAGGAGGAGAAAGAGCAGAAGACGAAGAUGUUAGACGAUCAGAUAAUAAAGAUUAACAUUGACCUCAUGUCUCUCCUGGAAAGAAUACAAACCGUUGAAGAUGAGAUAAGGACUCAAAACAUCUCAUUCCUGCUGAACUACAGAGGUCCAUGUGAAAGUAUUCCGUCCUCAGAUCCGUGUCUCCAGAAGCUGUCAGAAGGAGUGAUCGAUGUGGCAAAGCAUCUGGGAAAUCUAAAGUUCAGAGUAUGGCAGAAGAUGGCAGAUGUCACUCAAUACACUCCUGUUAUCCUCGACCCUAACACCGCUCAUCCGUGUCUUCAUCUCUCUGGCAGUUUAACCGAUGUGAUGUUUGGUCAGUGGAGUCAGCAGACUCGUGGUUACCCUGAAACAUGUGACGGGUACACAAGUGUCCUGGGUUCUGAAGGCUUUUGCUCUGGGACGCAUUGCUGGGAUGUUGACGUUGGGGACAACACAACCUGGGCCUUAGGAAUGAUCUCGGAAUCUGCCACCUCGACCAGACACCGUUCACCCAGUUCCAGUUUAUGGCGCAUUGCUUAUCACGACGGUCAAUACGGUCAGGGAGAAUCAGGGGAGGUCCUGACGCCCCUCGCGGUCAAACAGAAGAUCCAGCAAAUCAGAGUCCAGCUGAACUGGGACGCCGGAGAAUUGACCUUCUUCAAUCUUCUCACCAACACUCACAUCUAUACAUUCAAGCACGUGUUCACCGAGAGAGUCUUUCCGUACUUUUGUAACGUGUGUCCAUCUCAAGCGCUCAGGAUCUUGCCAGUUUAAGAAUCUUGUCACAGGAACAAAAGUGUCUUUUUUUUAAUCACGUGUAGCCUGACAAAUGUGAUUCUAUACUGCUGAGUGCUGAAAAAUGAUGACACCUGGUCCAAGUCUUUCAUUUGCCCACUGUCGAUCCCUCCCACACCACACACAAUUCUUUGAAUAUUUUGUAUACUAUGUUUUUUUUUGUGUACAUUCUUUUAAGUUACCCCUUUAUUAGACAUUUGCAUGUGAAGAAAAUGUUUGUUUACCUGAGGUGUUGUGCAAGAAGCGUCAUGUUUUCCAUUUGUUUCAACACAUUCCUUACAAAUAGCUGGUUAACGCUGUGAACACAUUUACACCUUUAAUCUCUUCCUACAAUCAUUGUAUUCCUAAACUUAGGUAAAGUUUGUUCUUUUUCAUCUUUAAAUCCUUUACAUUAUUAUACACAAAUA